CCUGUGUUACGCCCUCAUCCUGCUGGAUAUGUGCGAGCUGUGAUAUAAACAUGGUUUAACCCAAACCGGACGCGAUGAACGCCACAUGCGCCCUGCUGACUGUUCUGAUCCUGGUGUGCCACACUGAAUCCAUCUGCUCCCCGACCUCCUACUACAAGAACUGCUGGAUCCGGCGCUUCCCGGGGAUCCUGAUCGACAUGGAGGAGUCUCAGAGGAGAGGAGCGCAGCUGCUGAGGUCCUACCCUGAAGAAACGGCGCUGAAAUGCAGCCGCAGCUGCUGCCUCACCAGAAACUUUUCCUGUAACCUGGCCAUAUUUUACUUUGAUGCCACGCAUGGGAAUGUGAACUGUGUCCACCUGCACUGUCCAACCCUGGAGAGCUGCAUACUGAGGCACAGGGACAAUGUUGUCCUCUAUAACAUCACAAAGGGUGUGGAUCCUGACCUGUUGGUGUUUGGGAAACACUUCACAUCCAACGUCCGCGUGCUCCCCCACCACUACAGUAGGGUGAACGCCUCUGAUCCGCUGCCCUCAGACAAGCGGCAGUUCAUCCAUCCGCCUCCUCAUCCUGUAAAGCCUCCCACCUCUUCCUCCCCUGAAGAACCUUCCAUUCCAGGGACGGAGGCAGACACCAACACAACCCAGCAGAGCAUUCCUCAACUUACAACUGAUUCUCCGACUAAAACCACCUUCUGCUGCACCGAGAGAACCCCAUCAUCCUCAGAAACGCCCAUCCAAACAGAAAUCUUGCCAGCUGCUGCCACAUCUACCGAACCAGGCGUCACGUCAGAUUCAGUUACCAACACGACUACCGUCAACCUGGAGACAACUUCAGGUACAACUACAAAACCCUUCACACCUGUCCCUACCCAUCAUCCAACCACUACAAUGCAUAUGCUGGGCAGCAGCUCUACAACAGCCUCAGCUUCAAAGAGUGGGACAGAGAACAGCAGCACAGUAGGACCCACUGGAUGGAACCACACUGAAGGUCAGGACGGCGGUGAGGAGGACACCAAAGGGGAGCAGGGGCCUGGAUGGCACAUGGCUGCCCACACUCUGCUGGUUGCCGUGGCCAUCUGCGUCACCCUCCUGGGGAGCUGCUGUUGCUCUGUUCUGCUGGUUGUGAGCUGGAGGGGCCAGAGGAGGAGGACGGGCCGCUAUCGCACAUCCUGGAGAGGAAAACGAGCCUCCAUGCGUCUGAUUAAGUAUGUGCUGGUUAAGGAGAAUUCCUGAAAAAACCUCCGCUCCAUGACAAUAGGUGCGGGCCAGUUACUGGAAAACCAAAGCAUAUCAGACUAAAACUUUUCCACUGAACAUUUUUAAUGAGAAGCUGGAGGAAGAGACACAGAGAGUUGCUGUGCACUGCUGGUCAGCUAGUUAAAAAAGGAGUAUACUGUACCAGAAAUCAGACUUUCUGGGUAAUACUUCUAUCUUUUAGAGCUUUAAUGAACAGAACCUGUUAUUAAACAGCUACAUUUAGCUCCUUAUACAUGUUGGAUAUAAGGAAAAUUCACACAGCUGUAAUAUUCCAUAUUAUAAAUCUGCUACUCAUUGGAUUGGGUGUUCCUCCUUUAUUUUGCUAAACCCUAAAAUACACGAACCGACCACUGUAGUUAGUAAACCUGUUGAAGCACUUUUCAACAAAAACAUCUAACAACAUGGUUCAACAUAACAUAUUUUUGCAUGUAGACUUCAUGAAAAUGAAUUUCUGAGAUUCAAACAUGAUGCCACAAUUAAAGGAAAUAACAUCACCAGUUGUCUUUACUUUAUCUUAUAGCAACACCCACUGCAGCUGAUGGAGAAAUAUUUUUUCCAACCAGGGAAACUUU
Molecule: messenger RNA, 1828 nt
Organism: Cyprinodon variegatus (sheepshead minnow)
Lineage: Eukaryota; Metazoa; Chordata; Actinopteri; Cyprinodontiformes; Cyprinodontidae
Gene: mansc4
Product: MANSC domain containing 4
Exons: 3
Coding region: 75-1232 (385 amino acids)
Source: RefSeq, a predicted model, not a curated record